Messenger RNA from Mesorhabditis belari, 819 nucleotides. Lineage: Eukaryota; Metazoa; Nematoda; Chromadorea; Rhabditida; Rhabditidae. The record is from the annotation of a GenBank genome assembly.
AUGUUAAAGAACUUUGUCUUCUUCAAUUGUUUAGUGGUUUUGGCUAUUUCCCAAUGUCCAACACAGGACUGGCUCUACGAUACAUCGACAAAUGCCUGCUUUUUGCCUGUUUUACAAAAUUUAACCUACGCGGAUGCUCAAAAAAAUUGUCAAAGUCAAAACUCGGCGCUCAUCUCGAUAAAGACCACAAUUUACAACACUGUUGGGCAAACGAUUGUAAUCUACGAUGCUGAACACGAGGAUUGGUGGACUGGUGGGACAAGGGAUAAUGUGAAUAGUCCCUUUCAUUGGCCCGAUGGAAAUGGUUUGACAUUCACGAAUUGGUUGCCCUCAUUUCCUGAUAAAGUGAUCGGCCAUGAUUGUCUCGCAAUUCACAUGAUUAAUGCUAUCUAUGGUGGAUGGCAAAAUGAGGAUUGUACACAAAAAUGGCCAUCAAUUUGUGUCAUUGAGAAUGCUCUACCAAUACCAACAGAAGAUACAAAAGAUUGCCCACAGCAGAAGUACAAUAAACCCACUGAUAUCGUCACUUCACCAAGAUGGCCUAACAACUACCCGGAUCUCUCCGAUUGUUAUUAUUUUAUCACGGUAUCUCAAGGAAAACGCGUAAAUCUUACACUGGAUUUCUUCAAAACAGAGGCUUGUUGUGAUUGGUUGUAUAUCUAUGAUGGACCCGAUACACAGAGUACAAAAAUAGCCAACCUAAGGGGCUCAGUAGCAAAUGGUACUUCCUUUACGUCAUCGUCAAAUACUAUGACACUUCGUUUCACUUCUGAUGAAAGCAAUAACGAUAAAGGAUUCUAUGGCCGUUACAAUUGUCAA